This is a messenger RNA of Closterium sp. Naga37s-1, 876 nucleotides long. The record is from the annotation of a GenBank genome assembly. Lineage: Eukaryota; Viridiplantae; Streptophyta; Zygnematophyceae; Desmidiales; Closteriaceae.
AUGAAUCCCGAGUCCAGCCAUCAAGAAGCAGACGCGAAUGCCUCUCCCGAAUUUUCGCUGACAAUAGAGACCCACUCACAGCCUGCUGACGUGGCGAUUGAAAAGGCGGGUGUCGUGGAAGCUGACGUGGCAGCUAGCUUGGAAUCCGACGCGGACGGCGAGGUUGUAAGCAAGGAAGCGGCGAUCGGCGGCACGCUGGCGGCUGGAGCACUGAUAGUAAGCGUCGUCGCGUCACUGGCGCUUCUGGGAUAUUACUUUCGGGACGACAUCUCCAGCGCGAUUGACUACUUUACAACGUACAUUGAAGGAGCGGGAUCCGGGGGAUACGUGACGUUCGUUCUAGGGUACUCGCUUCUGGAGGUGCUCGCGGUGCCGGCUAUUCCGCUGACGCUGUCCGCCGGUGUGCUGUUCGGCCCGGCCAUGGGCACGUUUCUCUGCAGCCUCUCCGGCACGAUCUCCGCCACAAUUGCGUUCCUGAUUGCGCGGUACGUGGCGCGCGAUCGUAUUCAAGAUAUGGUGCGAGGCAACAAGAAGUACGAGGCGAUCGACCGCGCAGUGGGGAACAACUCGUUCCGCAUCGUCACUCUGCUGCGCCUCAGCCCCCUCAUGCCGUUCUCCCUUGGGAACUACUUUUACGGUCUCACUUCCGUGAAGCUUCUCCCAUACAUCCUUGGCACGUGGAUUGGCAUGCUGCCAGGCACAUGGGCGUAUGUCAGCGCCGGAUCCUUUGGCCGCUCCCUGUUGGAGGCGGAGAGUGGGACCUCACUGCUGGGGGACUCAUCUCUCUAUUCGCUGCUGGGUGGUGUGGCCCUCACAGCCUUCGCUGCCACUUAUAUCACCAAAGUCGUGCAGGAUGCUGUGAAGGAAGCGGAGUAG